AUGUCUGACAGUCACUCACACGAUGAAGGCCAUGUCGAAAAACAUGAAGAAACAGGUAAUCAUGUUGUCGUUGAAGGUGACAAACAAGAGCAAAAUAUAAAUGAAACAAAUGCAUCAAUAAACGAUGAAAAUAAUCAUGAAAAACAAAAUAGCAUUGUUGAAAAUGCAGAUGACUCCGUUUCAAGCCUUACUCAUGAACUUGAACAUAUUCGUGUUACAUUAGAUGAUGAAUCAACAACAUCUGCCACAGAAGAAACUGCAACACACAUGGACGCUACCAAUACUAACGAAGUUACAGAUGAGGCUGAUAAAGUUCACGGUGAAAAUAAUGAAAUAUCACAUGAACCAGCUCAUCCAGCAAGCGAGCCAGUAGUCGAAGUACAAGAAGUUGUAACAUCAGCUGUUCAACACAGUGAAGAACAUGCUGCAGAAACUAAAAAUAUUGUUGAAGAGCACGCCACUGAAGUACAGAAAGAGGUGGCUGCAGCUCCUGAAGUCGAAGAAAAGACUGUAGAAAUCUCAGAUAAUGUUCAAGACCAUGUGACUGAGAUAAAACAUGAGGAAGCUGUCGUUGCAGCGCAUGUAGUGGAAGAGCCGAUUAAAGAAAUUUCAGAGAGCGCUCAAGAACAAGUUGCCGAUGUGCAACACGAGACAGUCGCUGCCUCUCCUGUAGUCGAAGAAAAGCCUACGGAAACUGAACAUACUACUACAGAAAAUGUUGCUGAAGUAAAACAUGAUGUCGAAGAAAAUGCUCAUGAAGUAACGCAUGAUGCUGAAGAAAAAAUUCAUGAAGUAGCACAUAAUGUUGAAGAAAAAGCUGCUGAGUUAAAAGAUGAUGCCACAACUGCUACUCUUCACAGAGAAUUUCAUGCUAAAGAAUCAUUAAAUAAUAUUCAGGAGAAAGCACAUGAGCUUGCUACUACCGCUAAAGAAGCUAUCAUAGAAGCUGAAAAAUCUACAGAAGAAAAAUUAGUUGCUGUUAAAAAUAAAAUUCAAGAAAAAGCUACAGAAGUGAUUGACACUGUUAAACAUACAACUGCAGAAACGCUCGCUAAAGCUGAAAAAUUCGGUAACGGAAAAUUGGAAGAAACAAAAGAAUGGGCGCACAGGAAAAGUUCUGAAGCUUUAAAUAAAGGAAGUGAAAUCCUUACUUCAACACAACAUGCAAUCGCAACUGGUGCAACUGUGGUUAAUGAAAAACUUCACGCCGGAGCAGAAUCAUUAUCAGAAGCUGCUUCAAAUCUUAGAGCAACUGCUGAACCAAUAGUAGCUGAUGCUGCUGUUACAAAAACAGAAGAAAAUGAAAAACAAGCAUCGUCCACAGUCGAACAAGUUGUUGAAACUAAAGCUGAUGCUACUAGUACUAGUGCUACACCAGCUGCUAUCACAUCGAAUACUCCCACUGCAGAUCGUGUCUCACAAGAAGCUAAUGGAACAGAAAAAUCUACGCAAGAUUCACCGCAAGCAGCUAGUGGUUCAGUGACAACUCCUGUAGUAACUACAGCUAAACCUGGGCCAUUUUCAGGGCUUCGUACCUUUUUCAAAAAUUUAUUCACUCCAUCUGGUAAUCAUAAACACCAUCAUCAUAAUACAAGUUCAACGAGCGAUACUGCUGCUACUAAUACAGCUGAAACAAAACUCGAUGCGACAAAUAAUCCAUCGGCAUCAUCAUAA
Molecule: messenger RNA, 1674 nt
Organism: Rotaria socialis
Lineage: Eukaryota; Metazoa; Rotifera; Eurotatoria; Philodinida; Philodinidae
Source: the annotation of a GenBank genome assembly